Messenger RNA from Neltuma alba, 1451 nucleotides. RefSeq names its product isopentenyl phosphate kinase. Lineage: Eukaryota; Viridiplantae; Streptophyta; Magnoliopsida; Fabales; Fabaceae. The record is from RefSeq and is a predicted model, not a curated record. The transcript is spliced from 12 exons. Gene Ontology annotation, cellular component: cytosol. Gene Ontology annotation, biological process: terpenoid biosynthetic process. Bases 70 to 1089 code for a protein of 339 amino acids. Gene Ontology annotation, molecular function: kinase activity; isopentenyl phosphate kinase activity.
CUCGUCAGCACAAUCUGCCUGUUUGGUCAACUUCGGAGUAGAUUGUGUCGCAGACAAGCCUUCAACAGAAUGGAGCGAUAUGAGAGUGAGAAGCAAACUGAACAGCACGAUGCCGCAAGCAAAACCAAUCUUCACUUCACUCAACCAAUCCGUUGUAUAGUAAAACUUGGUGGAGCUGCUAUCACUCGCAAAACUGAAUUAGAGAUGAUAAAUGAGGAAACUCUUCAGAAGGUAUCAGAACAGCUUAGGCAAGUGAUGAUUGCAUCUUCGGCAAAGCCUCCUGGCAUGGAUUGGAGCAAGAGAACCGGAAAACCAGACAUUUCUUGUAACCCUGAAGAGUUCGGCGACCAUUCACUUCUUGACUGUAGGCGUUUCAUUGUUGUUCAUGGAGCAGGUUCUUUUGGGCAUUUUCAAGCUAGCAAAUCUGGAGUCCACAAAGGACAAUUGCAUAAACCACUUGUCAAGGGUGGUUUUGUUGCUACACGGAUUUCUGUAACCACCCUAAAUAUUGAAAUUGUUAGAGCACUGGCCAGAGAGGGUAUUCCUUCAAUUGGAAUGUCUCCAUUUUCAUGUGGAUGGCUCACCAGUGAGAGACAUAUGACCUCAACAGAUUUUUCCAUGGUGGCUAAAACAGUAGACUCUGGUUUUGUACCAGUUUUGCAUGGAGAUGCAGUGCUUGAUGAGAUUCAGGGGUGCACUAUUUUGAGUGGAGAUGUCAUCAUAAGUCAUCUGGCAGCACAUGCAAAGCCAGAAUUUGUUGUUUUUCUUACUGAUGUCUAUGGGGUGUAUGACCGUCCACCAACAGAACCUGAUGCAGUACUCCUAAAGGAGAUAGCUGUUGAUGAAGACGGAAGCUGGUCUGUUGUGAAACCAAAGCUACAGAACUCAAUUGAGCUAACAGUCGCAGCUCAUGACACGACCGGUGGGAUGGCGGCAAAGAUAUCAGAAGCUGCAAUGAUAGCAAAAUUUGGAAUUGAUGUCUACAUAGUCAAGGCAGCAACAAGCCACUCAUUGCGGGCCUUAAAUGGAGAUCUUAGAAGCAAUAUUCCAGACGACUGGCUCGGCACAGUGGUCCGGUCUCUCAAAUAGUACUGCCAUUUCCAUCAUCUUAUGCAUAUUUUUAAAAGCACACCUUUUGUUCUCAAUCACUUAUGGUAAGUAUAUUGGUGCACCAAAAAAAUUUAGUCAAAGUUCUGUCAUUUUUAUCUUGUUAAAUUUGUAAUUAGCACAAUUUCUUCACAUGUCAUGAAGAUUCAAACAGAGAUUUAUUUUGGCUAUCGAGGACUAUAACACUACUCUCCUCUUUUAUCCUGCUAAAUUUUUUAAUGCUUAGUAUAAUGAUGCAAGAUGAAAGAAUAUUUCUAGGGAAUCAAUGUGAUCUUCUCUCAUAAGAAAUGAUUAUGAUGUUAUAAUUUUACGGGAAAAAUUUUAUAGUUAAUGGUUAAACACCU